Penaeus vannamei (Pacific white shrimp) is the source of this 480-nucleotide messenger RNA. NCBI's taxonomy places the organism in Eukaryota, Metazoa, Arthropoda, Malacostraca, Decapoda, Penaeidae. The record is from RefSeq and is a predicted model, not a curated record.
AUGCGCCACGGCCGUCGCAACCGCCUCGAAGGAGCGCUCGGAACAAUGGCGAGCCAAACCAGUUCACCUGCAUCUUUUGACCCCAAACCCUGGCCCUUGACCCUUUCGGUGACCUCGAUGUCACCAACUCCCAACUCAAAGUCCCCAACAUAUGGCCUCCAGCCCCUAAAACUCACCUCCCAAGUCACCAACUCCCAACUCCCAGUCCCCAGCUCUCAGCCCCCAGCCCCUAAACCUCAGCCCCCAGCCUCUAAUAUUGAGCCCCCAGUCCCCAACUUAAAGCCCCCAGACCCCCACCCCAAGCCCCCAGCCCUUAAACCUCAGCCCCCAUCCCCUAAUACUAAGCCCCCAGUCCCCAACUUAAAGCCCCAACCCCCACCUCCCAGCCCUAAAUCCCAGCCCCCAACUCCCAACUCCCAGCCCCCAAACUCCCAACUCCCAGCCCCCAACUCUCAGCCAUCAGUCCCCAGCCCCUUGUGA